UGAUUUCCUGAUACUCGCAAGCUGGAGGAAGUAAGGGGAAAACUCCAUUAAAAAGCCCAGCUUCCCUCCAUGUUAGAUGUGAAGUGGAAAAAGGGGAAGAUUUAGCAGAAUUCCACCGAGUCUUCAGCUGGGCUGGAGAGGGGAAGAGCACAGCGGACACCCUCGGGCUGUUGAAAUUUCUAGACUGCCAGGAAGCCCCUAGAAUUCAGAGAAAAUUGAGAGUUUCUUAACUCAAACUGGAGGGAAAAGGGACAGAUGCUUUUAAUCAUUCUCCCAGAUGUGGGCUACCUCUCCUGGCCAGCAUGGUAAGCACGAGGGCACGUGCCUGCUGCCUCGGACAGGUCCGUGCGAUCCCAGGCCCCCUGAGUAAGGCAGAGUGAUCUCCAGCCUGCCGCUCGCUCGCUUCCCGCGCUCCAUGGGCUUUGGGAGAAGCCGGAGAAGCCACAGCAGCUGCGCGGUGCCCGCAGCUGGAGCCGCGGGGAUGAGCUGCACGGAGGGAGGUGACAGCAGCUGCGGCUGCGGGGGCACCGAGGAGAAGAAGAUGCUGAAGUGUGUGGUGGUGGGGGACGGCGCCGUGGGCAAGACCUGCCUGCUGAUGAGCUACGCCAACGACGCCUUCCCGGAGGAGUACGUGCCCACCGUGUUUGACCACUAUGCAGUUACUGUGACAGUGGGAGGCAAGCAACACUUGCUCGGGCUGUAUGACACCGCAGGACAGGAGGAUUACAACCAGCUGAGGCCACUCUCCUACCCCAACACCGAUGUGUUUUUGAUCUGUUUCUCCGUCGUGAAUCCUGCCUCUUACCACAAUGUCCAGGAGGAAUGGGUCCCAGAGCUGAAGGACUGCAUGCCUCAUGUGCCUUAUGUCCUCAUAGGGACCCAGAUUGAUCUCCGCGAUGACCCCAAAACCUUGGCCCGUUUGCUGUAUAUGAAAGAGAAACCUCUCACUUACGAGCAUGGUGUGAAGCUUGCAAAAGCGAUCGGAGCACAGUGCUACUUGGAAUGCUCGGCCCUAACUCAGAAAGGUCUCAAAGCGGUUUUUGACGAGGCGAUCCUCACCAUUUUCCACCCCAAGAAAAAGAAGAAACGCUGCUCUGAGUGUCACAGCUGCUGUUCAAUUAUCUGAGGCUGCUGGGGGACCGGCUUCCACCCCAUGUAAGGGUGAGAGUGGCGCCGACAUCUGAGGCCAAGCUCAAGCCAUGACGGAGGGCGCGACCAGAGAGGAAGUCCCUUUGCACGGAGCCUUGCUCCUACCCUGGGAGCCCCCCCCCCCCGCAAGCACAGCACACCAACUGCCACGUCCCCCUUACCAGCCCGAAGCGCCCGCAUUGCACACUCCAGGAGAAGGCUGAGCCCGCCGGACGUCAGCCACCGCCGGCUGACCGUGUGCUGCAAACGAAGGCAAAGACCAUGUUGCGUUUUGCGUUUCGCCUCCACGAACGUGAAGCUGAUGGGAAAUCAUCACCCAGAAACCGGAAGAGGAAGUCGGUUCCUGUAUUGGUGGCCUUACCCCCAUGUCUUCUACAAAACACAGGAAUACUCUACUAACCUUGUUUUCCGAAUCUGUUGUUCGACCUAUGUGUCUUGCAUUUAUUUGUAUUAUUUUAAGAAAUGUACUAACUUACCAAUUUCCUCAGGCCUUACAAGUCCAUACCAAAUUAGCCUAAAGACAAAGUAUUUUAUAUUCAUUUCCAUUUUCAGUCUGUAGAAACAGAACCAACCAAGCUAUCAGAACCAACCUCUAGAGGAAUGCCUGACUGUAAGAAGAAAACAAGAAAAUGUUACAACUUUUGGAAAUUUACAAAGCCAAGAUUUUUGAACCUGGUUGAAGGAAAAGCAGCACCUGAAUGUUGUGGGGUCCAUGUUUCUGCCAAAGAUUCACCCUGGAAGUGCUAUUGCUUAUGGGUAGCCUUAUUUUUCUUCCAUAUUUAUAUUGUCAUGGCAAAUUACAAAUGAACUGUGUUCAAAAAGUAGUAUUUCUGCUUUUUAAUCAAACUGAUUGGGGGAGAAUAUGGCAGACCUAGGUUUUAAAAUAUUCUUUAUUCAGCAAAUUUAACUUUCCUGCUCCCUCCCUUUCCGGGCGCAUGCCCUUUUCCUCCCUUAAUUUCACUUUCUCCCUUGCCCAAUAAUAACCAGAUCUAAAAGAAAGACCUGGCCAUGGGCAUGAAAAAGUAAAUGUUUAAAAGUCCCCAAAGGUUAAGCAAAGUGCUUCCAUUUUUCCACUUGCUUCAACCUGAAGGGAUUCUCAGGUUGGCCCACAUCCGCUCCCCGUUCUGUUUAAAUGACAUUUUCCAAGUACAGCUGGUACUAACAUAUUGCCUCUGCCUAUUUCCUACACUCAUUGUCCCAAACGUGUAUUUAGGGGAUGGAUCUGCAGGUACCAAGCUCUGAAUCUGUUUAUCCCCUGCUUCCAAAAUGCUGUGCUCUGUAGAACAGGACCCUCUGUCUUGGAAAGUAAAAGCCCCCAGUAAAGAAUGAUGUGCCCUUUUUAUAUGCCCCUUCCAAAGAGCCAGGGAUUCUUGUUAUCACAGAGUGAAUUAUUUCCUAGCUUUUAAUUAGAGAGGAUAAAGUCUCCUAAUUGGUCUUAUUUGCUUACAAUUACCCUGGAAAAACCCAGGUAGGCACUUUACUUUUUAUUUCAAUUGCAUAAGCAAAGUGCCUCUUCGCAGCACCAAAUUACACCUAUCUUAGCAUAAAAAUUUCCGGAUUCACACUCCUGUUGGAAAAAUCCAAUCUUUCUAGUCCCUUCUGCUCCUGGAGAAAGUCCAUAAAAGAGAAACAUAUGAUGUGGGUCUCUUCUGUUAAGACCUUCCAUGACAUCCCCUCAGUUGUUUGGGUUUUGUUUGUUUGUUUAGAAUUUCUGGAAUGUGUUUUCCCUUCUUCCAUGUUGCAAGUCCUAUUUCCCCGCUCUCCCAUCUAGUCACUAAACAUUUUCUUAAACAUGCACACACACACACACA
Molecule: messenger RNA, 2960 nt
Organism: Ailuropoda melanoleuca (giant panda)
Lineage: Eukaryota; Metazoa; Chordata; Mammalia; Carnivora; Ursidae
Gene: RHOJ
Product: ras homolog family member J
Exons: 5
Coding region: 416-1126 (236 amino acids)
Biological process (GO): small GTPase-mediated signal transduction
Molecular function (GO): GTPase activity; GTP binding
Source: RefSeq, a predicted model, not a curated record